Messenger RNA from Desarmillaria tabescens, 648 nucleotides. RefSeq lists its product as uncharacterized. Lineage: Eukaryota; Fungi; Basidiomycota; Agaricomycetes; Agaricales; Physalacriaceae. The record is from RefSeq and is a predicted model, not a curated record. The transcript is spliced from 2 exons. Bases 236 to 499 code for a protein of 87 amino acids.
UCUUCUGCAGACCUCCUUGCUACUACCCAUCCCAAACGCCAAUAUGUGCUACUCUUCGUCCCAUUCAUCCUCGUCCUCCGUCAUGGUCAACUACCAGACCGGCACCGAAUUCUCGUCUAAGUCGUUCGCCCAGGAGACGACGACUCCCGUCAAUCAAGCCGGAGGAUCCGCUCCUCAAUGCUGCCACUGCGGCUGGCGCGGGGCCCAUGCUCCCAACUGCCCAUUCAAGUAGAUCAUGGAGCUGAAACCUAGAUCCCACGAAUCAUUUUUUUUCUUUGUCCUAUCACAUUCCCCCACCACGCGUUCGGGCGUCGUUUCCAUCAUGACAUCAUAUUCAUCGCCUCUGCUGUCUGUAUCUUACCCGCACCCGCUUUCUUGUUUCGUCCUAGCCAUGCUUGCCUAUCUUACCACCAGCUACUCACCGUUAUAUUUAUUCACAUACCCUACAUAUACGAGGAGAAGAUGGAGGUGUCGAAGUAAUAGUCCUGGUCGUGAAUAAUUGUAUACAUUCUCUCUUUCCGCAUUCCGUGUUCCGUCGCCAAGAUGAAUUUCAUUAUUGAUGGAUUAUCCGUGGAGUGGGAGUCGUUUCGUCAUGGUUACCCCUGCGGUGCCUGGACCCCGCUUCCGUCAUUGAGGAGAGCAUGAGGU